AACGUAAGGGAGAAGCGCAUGGGUACGCAGUUCUCGCCGUUACAUGAUUGACCCUGGACUUCUUGUGGCAAACUUCCAAAUCCUCUUCCUGCUUUCCACGUACCCGAAGCGUAAUAAUAACAAAAACGAAACAUUUUCAUAAAUUAAAUUUUUCCCUAUAAAUACAUUGGUUUUCUGUUGCCGUCUGCUUCUGUGAAAUAAGAAAGGAAAAUGCCUGCCCACAAGCUGGCUUCUCACCACGUUGUUUUGAAAGGUCCCAACCUUGUCAAGGAAAUUUUCUAUGGAAUAUCCCUAGGGCUGAUGGCUGGGGGUAUUUGGAAAACGUACCACUGGAAUCAGCAGCGGAAGACCAGGGAGUUUUAUGAAUUGCUGGAUCGAGGAGAAAUAUCUGUUGUCCAUGAAGAAGAGUAAAAAGUUCAAUCCAAGAAAGUGGUUGUUUAGAUCAAGACGUCAUAAAUCUGUACAAGUUUGUUUUCCUGUUAAUUAGUAGUGUAGAAUAGGAUUUAUUGUUAAACAUUGGGCUUGAAUCUUAAUUUUCAUACCUCAAAUUGUGGGUCAAUUUUGUCAAUCUGCCACGUUCCUUCUAUGUAAACAUGACAUCGUCAAUAAUGGAAGUGGUUUUUUGAUGAUA
Molecule: messenger RNA, 631 nt
Organism: Cryptomeria japonica (Japanese cedar)
Lineage: Eukaryota; Viridiplantae; Streptophyta; Pinopsida; Cupressales; Cupressaceae
Product: probable cytochrome c oxidase subunit 5C-1
Exons: 2
Coding region: 211-411 (66 amino acids)
Source: RefSeq, a predicted model, not a curated record